This is a messenger RNA of Striga asiatica, 3414 nucleotides long. The record is from the annotation of a GenBank genome assembly. Lineage: Eukaryota; Viridiplantae; Streptophyta; Magnoliopsida; Lamiales; Orobanchaceae.
AUGAAAACGAAAAUUCGAGCCUUAUCGCCGUCGCCACCUUCACCUCCACCUCCACCUCCACCUCCACCUCCACCGACUCCAGCCAGCCACUUCCACCGCCGCUUCGGAAGCUCUAAUAGAUCUGCAUAUUUAUGCACUAUGCCUGAAGAACGCAACCCAAAUGGCCAACCUGCGAAUGGCAAUACAUCUGCAGGCAAUGCAUACUCGAUUGACUUGAACACCUUUAGUAAGAGACUGCAGGCUCUGUACGCGCACUGGCGCAAUCACAAAGAAAAGUAUUGGGGCUCUUCAAAUGUUCUCACUUUUGCCACACCACCUCCUUCAGAAGACCUGCGCUACCUGAAGUCCUCUGCCCUCAAUAUCUGGUUGCUUGGUUAUGAAUUUCCGGAGACAAUCAUGGUCUUCGAGGACAAGCAUAUCCAUUUCCUCUGCAGCCAAAAGAAAGCAUCAUUGCUCGAGGUUGUGAAAAAGUCCGCUAAAGAGGCCGUCAAUGCGGAUGUAGUCAUGCAUGUUAAGCCGAAAAACGACACUGGAAGCAAUCAUAUGGACUCCAUAUUCCGUGCCAUCCGUUCACACUCAGAGUCAGACAAUCACGAAUCCCCAACUGUCGGGUACAUUUCCCGAGAAGCCCCGGAGGGCAAACUCCUCGAGCUGUGGUCUGAUAAGUUGAAAGAUUCGGGUCUCACGCUGAGCGACAUAUCUAGUGGGUUGUCCGAACUUUUCGCCGCGAAAGACAAGAACGAGAUCACUUGCAUAAAGAAGGCUGCCUACUUGACUGCCUCUGCAAUGAAAAACUUUGUGGUCCCAAAAGUCGAGAAGGUGAUCGACGAGGAGAAAAAAGUGACGCACUCCUCGCUGAUGGAGGACACGGAAAAAGCUAUACUCGACCCCAUCAAAGUGGGCGUAAAGCUCAAGGCAGAGAACGUGGAUAUCUGCUACCCUCCGAUCUUCCAGAGUGGCGGAAGCUUCGAUCUUCGGCCCAGUGCCUCGAGCAAUGAUGAGUAUCUGUACUAUGAUUCCUCUAGCAUCAUCAUCUGCGCCAUUGGGUCCCGUUACAACAGCUAUUGCUCCAACAUAGCCCGAACAAUCCUUAUCGACUCGAACCAAACUCAGAGCAACGCGUACGAGGUCCUCCUCCGAGCCCAUGAGGCGGCCAUCCUUGCAUUGAAGCCUGGUAACAAAGCGAGGGCUGUUUACGAUGCUGCAGUCUCUGUCGUGAAGAGGGAUGCUCCCGAGCUUCUCCCGAACCUGACGAAAUCGGCUGGGACCGGCAUUGGGCUCGAGUUCCGCGAGUCAGGGCUGAGCCUGAAUGCGAAGAAUGAUCGGGUGCUGAAGGCGUGGAUGUCUUUUAACGUCUCUCUCGGUUUUCAGAACCUGGAGGCUAAAACGAGCAGCAACUCAAAGUGCCAGAACUUCUCGCUGCUGCUUGCAGACACUGUCAUCGUCAAUGAAAACAGCCGUGAAGUUGUCACGUCGGCUUGCUCGAAAUUGUUGAAAGACGUUGCGUAUUCAUUUAACGAGGAUGAGGAGGAAGAAGAGAAGCAGCAGCCCAAGGCACGUGCAGAGUCGAGAGUUUCUGCUAAGGACGUCAUUUAUUCCAAGGCAACACUUCGUUCGGACAACGGGGAACUAUCGAAGGAGGAGCUGAGGAAGCAGCACCAGGCCGAGCUCGCUCGACAGAAAAACGAGGAGACAGCUCGUCGCCUAGCUGGCGUGGAGUCGGGCGCUGGGGAUGGCCGUGCGGCCGUUCGGUCUUCAAACGACCUUAUCGCUUACAAGAAUGUGAACGAGUUACCUCCCCCGAGAGAGAUGAUGAUUCAGGUAGACCAGAAGAACGAGGCCAUUCUCCUCCCGAUCUACGGUUGUAUGGUCCCGUUCCAUGUCGCCACUGUGAAGACUGUCUCGAGCCAACAGGACACUAACCGUAACUGUUACGUGCGGAUAAUAUUCAAUGUCCCCGGCACACCCUUCAGCCCGCACGACGCUAAUUCGCUUAAAAACCAAGGCGCCGUGUACCUCAAGGAAGUCUCCUUCCGGUCGAAAGACUCGCGCCACAUCAGCGAGGUCGUGCAGCUGAUAAAGACGUUAAGGCGCAACGUGAUGGCCCGUGAAUCCGAACGCGCCGAACGUGCUACUUUGGUGACUCAAGAGAAACUCGUCCUCUCGGGCAACCGGUUCAAGCCUAUCCGUCUUCACGACCUCUGGAUACGGCCGGCGUUCGGCGGCCGGGCCCGCAAGCUUACCGGCACUCUCGAGGCCCACGCGAACGGGUUCCGAUUCUCAACUUCGAGGGCCGACGAGCGCGUCGACAUCAUGUACGGCAACAUUAAGCACGCGUUCUUCCAGCCGGCCGAGAAGGAAAUGAUCACGCUCGUCCACUUCCACCUCCACAACCACAUCAUGGUCGGCAAUAAAAAGACGAAAGACGUGCAAUUCUACGUCGAGGUGAUGGAGAUGGUUCAGAACAUCGGAGGCAGCAAACGCUCGGCUUACGAUCCAGACGAGAUCGAAGAAGAGCAGAGAGAGCGCGACCGGAAGAACAAAAUCAACACCGAUUUCCAGCAUUUCGCGAAUCGGGUCAAUGAUCUCUGGGGACAGGCCCAGUUCAAGGGCCUUGACCUCGAGUUUGACCAGCCGCUUCGCGAGCUCGGCUUCCAUGGAGUUCCGUACAAGGCCUCGGCAUUCAUCGUCCCGACCUCCAGCUGUCUCGUCGAGCUCGUCGAGACCCCCUUUCUUGUCGUGUCGCUCGCCGACAUCGAGAUUGUCAACUUGGAGCGCGUGGGCCUCGCGCAGAAGAAUUUCGACAUGGCCAUCGUGUUCAAGGACUUCAAACGGGACGUGAUGAGGAUCGACUCUAUACCGUCGACUUCGCUCGACGGUAUCAAGGAGUGGCUCGACACCACCGAUAUCAAAUAUUACGAGAGUCGGCUCAACUUGAAUUGGCGCCCGAUAUUGAAAACGAUCACGGACGAUCCGCAGCAGUUUAUCGAGGAAGGUGGAUGGGAGUUUCUCAAUCUGGAGGCGACUGACUCGGAGUCGGACCACUCGGUGGAGUCGGACCAGGGAUACGAGCCGUCGGAUGCGGAGCCGGAGUCGGAAUCGGAGGAUGAUGAUUCGGAUAGCGAGUCGCUGGUGGAGUCGGAGGAUGACGAGGAGGAAGAGGAUUCGGAGGAGGAUGAGCAAGGGAAGACGUGGGAGGAGCUGGAGAGGGAGGCUAGCAAUGCUGAUAGGGAGAAAGGGAAUGAGUCGGAUAGUGAGGACGAGAGGAGGAGGAGGAAGAUGAAGGCCGCCGGAAAAGGCCGGGCUGGGCCGGGAAGCUCUGCUGCGGCUGCCAAGCGGCCCAAGUUUAGGUGAUGUGUUUUUUCUGUUCAUGUACAUUUCGCGGUUGUUGGUUGNCUGUAUUUUUAAGAGUAU